UAAUAAGUUGCUUCUCAUGAGUCACGAUCCCAAGAGCCCAACUCAACUGCUCCCUCCUCUUCCUCUCCUCGUGUGAUCAAGCUGCGAGCCUGUGCUGUGCGUUGCGUGCUGUGCCAAUGGUGGUCAUGAGCGAGCUCGUCGGCACCAUCGGGACGGGGCCGGGCUGCUCGUGGUCGGACCUACCGGGCGACCUCCUCGAGUCCGUCCUCGCUCGCCUCCCCGUGCCGGACCGCUUCCGCUUCCCCGCCGUAUGCACCGCGUGGUGGUCGGCCGCCAGCGCCUUGCAGCCCCGUGCCGUGCCUGUGCCGUCCCCGUGGCUCAUGCUCCCCUUCGACCCGACCGCGCGCCGGCGGCGCGGUGGUGGCACGUCCUCGGAGGAGGCGCGGUUCUUGAGCCUCUCCGACGGCAGGGCGUACGCUGUCCCGCAGCCGGCCCCGGCUAUAUCAGACCGCCUCUGCGUGGGAUCGUCGCCCGCCGGGUGGCUCGUCACCGCCGACGCCGCCUCCGAGCUGCACCUCCUCAACCCGCUCACCGGGGCGCAGGUUCCGCUCCCGCCGCCCGACACGCUCCCCUUCGUCCACGCCAGCCGCGACGCGGACGGCCGCGUCGUGAGCUACAGCCUCCGGUGCUGCUUCGCCGACGAUGAAGGCGACGAGGCUGCGACUGUGCUCGUCCCGCCGGAGUCCUUUGCGCCGGACAGGCUCCGGUACGAGCUCUACGAGAAGGCCAUACUCGUGUCCGCGCCGCGGGAGGGGCAUACCGCCGCGCCGGGAUCGGGCGGCUACGCCGUCAUGCUCAUCUGCCAGCCUCUGUCCCGCAUCGCCAUCGCCCGAGCCGGCGACACGACGUGGACGCUGCUCGACACGCCCUCGCGCCGCUGGGCGGACGCCGUGCGUGCGUCCUCCACGGCUAGCGCCGGCGAGCGGCAACUGGUGUACGCGAUGGACUCCGCGGGGCGCGUUGAGGCAUGGGACGUGGACGUCACGGCGGACACGACGCCGACCCGGAAGGCCAUCGCGCCGCCGUGCUGCUGCUGCUCGGGGCGCGCGUGCUCCAUGUCGGCGGCGUGCAGUAGAUACCUCGUGGAGCUCUCGCCAGGGCGCCUACUCCAGGUCCACCGGCUCAGGGACGCAGCGCACGCGCAGUACACGUGGGAGCCCCGGCCGGAGCACGUCGGGUACACGACCGUCGCGGCCGAGUUCUUCGAGCUGAUCGGUGGUCGGUGGGCGCCGGUGGACAGCACGAACGGCCGCGCUGGCAUCCUGGCCGGGCGCGCGCUGUUCUUGGGGAAGAACGCGUCGCUGUGCGUUCCGGUGGACGACUGCCCGGAGCUGAGGGGCAACUGCGUCUACUUCACAGAUGACGGGCCGUGGUCGCACGACAGGUGCCGCGAGGUGGCGCCGGACGUCGGUGUGCUCGACCUCGCCGACGGCAGCUACAGGUCACCGCGAGGCGCGGCGCGCGACCUGCUCUGGAAGUGGCCGCCCCCGGUCUGGGUCUUCCCGUCGUGCGCCGUGAAUUGAUCCGUCUGACUAGUGUUCGUGUAUAGGAUUUUGAAAUUUUGGCAGCAUUUAACAUAGUACUCUCUCUGUUCAUUUUUAUAAGAUGUUGUAGGCAUUUACAGUGCCUAAAACAGUUC
Aegilops tauschii subsp. strangulata is the source of this 1639-nucleotide messenger RNA. RefSeq lists its product as uncharacterized. Gene Ontology annotation, molecular function: protein binding. The record is from RefSeq and is a predicted model, not a curated record. NCBI's taxonomy places the organism in Eukaryota, Viridiplantae, Streptophyta, Magnoliopsida, Poales, Poaceae.